Papaver somniferum (opium poppy) is the source of this 1667-nucleotide messenger RNA. RefSeq names its product F-box/FBD/LRR-repeat protein At1g51370-like. NCBI's taxonomy places the organism in Eukaryota, Viridiplantae, Streptophyta, Magnoliopsida, Ranunculales, Papaveraceae. The record is from RefSeq and is a predicted model, not a curated record. The transcript is spliced from 2 exons. The coding region runs from base 210 to 1634 and encodes 474 amino acids. Gene Ontology annotation, molecular function: protein binding.
AAAAUUACGGCAGCACUAAGAAUUUUUCUAACGGCAAGUAGUGGGAGGAAAUGGUAUACAUUGAGAAAAAUACCAAAUGGCAGUUAAAAGUUUCCAGUACGGUACGGAAGUGGGGUUUUCACGUUUUAGGGUUCUCAAAUCUCAACUCUGAAGGUCUCUGAUCAAUUGCGAAGUCGCAAUAAGCAUAUCUUUAUUAUGUGUACGUGAAGAUGGUGACCUUGAGAAGCCAAACAAAAAGAACAAGGCAAAUAGAAUGGGAAAAUGAUAAUCCGGAUAGGAUCAGUGAAUUACCUGAAGAAAUUAUUACUCACAUUUUAUCAUCUCUUCCGAUCAAACGUAUGGUUUCUACAAGUGUUCUGGCUAAACAGUGGAGGUACCGAUGGACAUCUGUUCCCGUCAUCGACUUUCACAGUUUGGGGUCUCGUUAUGUUUCUGAAGCUCGUCGUCCCAAAAGGAUCAACGCAUACAUGGAUUUUGUGGAUCGAGUGCUUUCUUUUCAUCAAGACAACAACAGUAUAAAGAAAUUCUCCCUCAAUUUUGAUGGUCUCUUUGAUGCAUCUCGGGUUCAAGGAUGGAUAUCUAAUGUGUUAAUUAGACAUAAAGUCGAAGAGCUUGUUCUUAUUGCUCCGAUUCCCAUCACGUUUCACCCAUUCAUAUUUACUUGUGAGUCGCUCACAUUGCUGCAGCUACAUAUGGACUGCAAUCUCCACCUUCCAAAAUCAGUAAGUUUUCCAAAACUUAAGAUCCUUCGACUCGGCGUCUUGUUGGAGAAUGAGCAAUUCAUUCAUAUGUUGCUUUCCAGCUCCCCCAUUCUUGAAGAGUUGAGUUUGAGAGUGUCUUUUUGGAAGAUACAGCAACUAAGUAUUUUUGGUUCUAAUAUGAAGCGGUUGUUCAUUCAAAAUGCAAUGCAUAAGUAUUUCGAUAUCCAGAUCAAUGCACCAAAUUUACAGUCAUUCAAAUACUCUUCAAUGCUUGCAAGGGAUUUUGUUUCGCAAAGUUUCUCAACAUUGCUUGAUGCAGAAAUUAUCAUUCAACGCUCAGCAGGUAAUGGGGAAACAGGUGAUCAACUUCGUUGUUCUGUAACCAAGCUGUUCAAUAGUGUUUCUCAUGUGAAAUAUCUAAAAAUAUCCGAGUAUGGUCUAAAGUUUCUUACAUAUCAAGAUCACUUCCUAAAGAGUUUGUCUCCGUUUUAUAACUUGAUUCAUUUGGAAGUAACGACUGCAGCUUCACAUUUUGGAGGUGGAUUUCAUGAUGAGGUUAUUCUACCGUGUUGGACUGUUGAAACACUAUUCAAGUUUCUCCAUGUCUCACCAAAUAUGGAGUCACUCAUCUUUGUUGAUGGAUUUUGUGACUAUGAAGCUUACCCAUCUGACGAGUGGUCGCUAGAUUUGGUUCCUCACUGUUUGCUGCGGCAUCUCAAGUCCAUUGAGUUUCACGGGUGUUUCUGGAACCAAGCCGAGAAGGAUUUGGUAAGAUUGUUUCUGAAGAAUGCAAAUGUCUUACAGACGGUAAGAGUUACAAUUUCGGGUCAGUCAUCUUAUUUCUCAAAGAAGUCGAAUUAUAAAAAGAAAGUUUUGAAUGAGAUAGCAUUAUUUCCAAGAGGCUCAGUUGACUGUGUAGUUCAUGUCUCUUGAAACAUUUAAAGAAUUACAUACCUGGUUUGCUGA